AGUGCACCUUCUUCUUUUCUGACUCUCUUUAUUUUUCUUCUUCCUUUGCUCUGUUCCCUUUUUCCAAUUUUUGAAAGAGGAAAAAUGGCAAUGGGUUCGUUGAGUUCGAAGAAAUGGCUUUCGUUUGGCUUCAGUUCUCUGCUGCUUCUGUUGCUUCUCGUCGGAGUUUACGCCGCCGGUGUUAGGAGCAACGACGGUUCCGACACUAGGACUGUGGAAAAAGAGCAGUUGCUGAGCUCUGAAAACUCAACAAUGGCGGUGAGUUUGGGAGAGGCUGAGGAGAAAUUAAGCAAACAUGCAGUGGAAGAUCCAGAAGAAGUUGUUGCCAUGGUUGCAGAGAGCAUUAGGAAUAGCACUGAGAGGCGAAAACUUGGAUAUUUCUCAUGUGGGACAGGAAAUCCUAUUGAUGACUGCUGGAGAUGUGACCCCAAUUGGCAAAAGAACCGGAAACGCCUUGCUGAUUGUGGCAUUGGUUUUGGGCGAAAUGCCAUUGGUGGUCGUGAUGGUCGUUACUAUGUUGUCACUGAUUCGCGUGACGAUGACCCUGUUAACCCCAGGCCUGGUACUAUUCGUCAUGCUGUUAUCCAGGAGGAACCCCUAUGGAUUGUGUUCAGUCGCGACAUGGUCAUACAGUUGAAACAGGAGCUCAUUAUGAACAGUUUCAAGACAAUUGAUGCUCGUGGCUACAAUGUUCACAUUGCCAAUGGAGCUUGUAUCACGAUCCAGUAUGUUACCAAUAUUAUUAUCCAUGGUCUCCACAUCCAUGACUGUAAACCAACAGGAAAUGCCAUGGUGAGGAGUUCAACAACCCAUUUCGGCUAUAGGACAAUGGCUGAUGGUGAUGCCGUUUCUAUCUUUGGCUCAAGCCACAUAUGGGUUGAUCAUAACUCACUCUCUCACUGUGCUGAUGGUCUUGUUGAUGCUGUAAUGGGCUCAACUGCCAUUACUAUUUCUAACAAUCAUUUCGCCCAUCAUAAUGAGGUCAUGCUAUUGGGCCACAGUGACUCCUACACUAAAGACAAGCAGAUGCAAGUGACAAUUGCAUAUAACCACUUUGGAGAGGGUCUCAUUCAAAGAAUGCCUAGGUGCAGACAUGGCUACUUCCAUGUAGUGAAUAACGACUACACUCACUGGGAGAUGUAUGCUAUUGGUGGAAGUGCUAACCCCACCAUUAACAGCCAAGGAAACAGAUACCUCGCCCCAACUAAUCCUUUUGCAAAGGAGGUAACGAAAAGGGUUGACACAGCAGCAGGUCAAUGGAAGGGAUGGAACUGGAGAUCAUCGGGAGACUUGAUGCUUAAUGGUGCCUAUUUCACUCCAUCAGGUGCUGGAGCUUCAGCAAGCUACGCAAGAGCUUCAAGUUUAGGUGCCAAGUCCUCCACGAUGGUUGGUGCCAUUACCUCAAGUGCUGGUCCCCUUGCCUGCCGUAGAAGCCGCACUUGCUAGUACAGCCAGCUUCACUCUAUCAUUUAUACAGAUUUACCAAAAGAAAGUGUCCCUCUUUUCCCUUUUUUGCUUCUUCCACUGUUAGAUUUCCAUUCUUACUACUAAAAAGCACUACUCUAUAGUCCUCCCAAACCAAAGUUAUAUCCCAUUGUUUGUCAAUCAGUCCAUUAAUCCAUCUAUUCGAUUCCUCUUGGCAAGUGUACAUUUUUUACACUGUCAAUUCAUCAGUUCCUGUCUCAAAGCGUUGUGCAACCUCGGCCUCAUUUCAAUUCAAGAAAAGCCAAUGUCUGUUCUUGAAGCAGGUGCAGAAGUGUUGUCCAUGCCCAAUUUCUUCUUUGUUUGUUUUUUUUCAAUCUCAAGAGUGCUCAGCUUUCUCAUCCAUUGGUUUCUUCUAACCACCACCCUUUGUUCAACCCUCAUUCUAUCUUUGUGAUGCUGUCUUGAGUCUUUAGUCUGCAAUAUUGUGCUUUGGCUAUUGUGUUUUUCCCUUUUUUUAUUACUAUAGGAGUGAAUGGUUUUGUAAGUUUUUUCUUAGCUUUUUUGAGUCAUACAAGCUACAUAGUGUGAAUUGUCAAAAAAAUUGUUAUUGGAAGGGAAAGAAAAGAAGAACCUUUCUGUUUGAAA
Messenger RNA from Solanum dulcamara, 2070 nucleotides. Its product is annotated as probable pectate lyase 8. Lineage: Eukaryota; Viridiplantae; Streptophyta; Magnoliopsida; Solanales; Solanaceae. The record is from RefSeq and is a predicted model, not a curated record. Gene Ontology annotation, molecular function: pectate lyase activity. The transcript is spliced from 7 exons. The coding region runs from base 85 to 1446 and encodes 453 amino acids.